Echinostoma caproni is the source of this 366-nucleotide messenger RNA. NCBI's taxonomy places the organism in Eukaryota, Metazoa, Platyhelminthes, Trematoda, Plagiorchiida, Echinostomatidae. The record is from the annotation of a GenBank genome assembly.
GUUAUUCUUCAAUCCAGCAAUAACCUAUAUCGUUGUCCAGAAAAGACAUCAUUUACGAAUGUUGAACCUGGAACGGUAGUUGACACCGAAGUAACGCAUCCAAGAGAAUUUGAUUUCUACCUUUGUUCACAGUAUGGAAUCCAGGGAACUUCGAAACCCGCACAUUAUCACGUACUUUACGACGACAGUGAUUGGUCAUCCGACGCCCUACAACAGUUCACAUAUUUCCUAUGUCACGCAUACAUGCGUUGUCCAAGAAGUGUAUCCUUGCCAGCACCGACUUACUACUGUAUGAAUCGUCCUUUGGCGUGCUGGGAGCCCAUGAUUGUUUUUUUCUGGUUUUGGCUACAGGCUGAUCAAUUAUGA